Messenger RNA from Alternaria viburni, 447 nucleotides. RefSeq lists its product as uncharacterized. The coding region runs from base 1 to 447 and encodes 148 amino acids. The record is from RefSeq and is a predicted model, not a curated record. The transcript is spliced from 2 exons. Lineage: Eukaryota; Fungi; Ascomycota; Dothideomycetes; Pleosporales; Pleosporaceae.
AUGUCUUCAACCACACCUGUCUACGCCUGCAAGGCCGACUUCAUCGCUGCGGGUAUGUCUCCCUACCUUCUGCCCGCCAGCGAAGCAGACACGUGCAGCAUCUGCACCAAAGACUUGGCCUGCGAGAACCCCUCCGCCACCAAGCUCACCGCCGCCGACAAGGAAGUCCUUGAACUGGCCUUACAACACCCAGCCAACACAAUUGUCUUCAAGUCAAGUUGGCUCAAAUCCACAAAACCUCUUCACAGCCACUACACCAAUGAAGAGCAACCAGUGUCAAAGCUAAACGCCUGCGGCCACGUUUUCGGCACCAACUGCAUCAUGACUUGGUUUGAGAGGAAAGUACUGUUCCCAACAUGGGCACAGGAAGAGAUGGAGAGGGAGAGGGAGGAGAGGGAGGAGGAGGCGAGCAGGGAGUAUUGGGGGUGGAUAGAACCUCCUUUCUGA